UGCAAGAAAAGGAGCUCUGCUGCAAGCCCACGACAUGUCGCGGUCCAUCAAGCUGAUCACCGCUGCAAUCUUUCUGCUGCUCCUGGUUGCUCAAGUGGAAUGCCGGGGGUGUACGCCGUCGAGCAUCAGCGUCGAGCAGACCAACACCGGGAAAAUGGCCGGCGGGAUCGACACGGUGUUUCAGGUGACGGUGACCAACCGGUGCCGGUGCGCCGUGAACAACGUCUACCUCCGGUCCAACGGCUUCUCGAGCUCAAACCCUGUCGACCCGAAGCUCUUCCGGCGGGCCGGGUCCGGUUACCUCCUCGGUGACGGCCGGCGGAUCCCCAGCUCCAAGUCCAUCACCUUCCAGUAUGCUUGGGACCAUUACUUCAAGAUGGCGCCAGCGAGUGUGCAGGCCCAGUGCUAGGCUUUUUGUGGCUCCUAAAAUAUAAGGGCCUUUUUGGGUCGUGUCUUUAGAGUUUGCAGGUUGGAAUAAAGUGGUUUAAACCUAUAAUUUUAAUCAAAAUUAAGAACAGACAGCUCGAUUAAA
Messenger RNA from Panicum virgatum (switchgrass), 532 nucleotides. RefSeq lists its product as uncharacterized. The record is from RefSeq and is a predicted model, not a curated record. Gene Ontology annotation, biological process: cell fate determination. Lineage: Eukaryota; Viridiplantae; Streptophyta; Magnoliopsida; Poales; Poaceae. Bases 35 to 409 code for a protein of 124 amino acids. The transcript has 2 exons.